Messenger RNA from Syngnathoides biaculeatus (alligator pipefish), 2742 nucleotides. It is a transcript of the gene hspb8, whose product is annotated as heat shock protein b8. The coding region runs from base 322 to 972 and encodes 216 amino acids. Gene Ontology annotation, cellular component: protein folding chaperone complex; nucleus; cytoplasm. The transcript has 3 exons. Gene Ontology annotation, biological process: cellular response to unfolded protein. NCBI's taxonomy places the organism in Eukaryota, Metazoa, Chordata, Actinopteri, Syngnathiformes, Syngnathidae. The record is from RefSeq and is a predicted model, not a curated record. Gene Ontology annotation, molecular function: protein homodimerization activity.
GAGGAGGAAAGAGUUAUUGAAGUGAUCGGAGGUAGAUUAUGUUCGCUGUUUGGAGUUUUAGGGCCCUCUGAAAUAGUUUGUCAACUCUGCGCUGGGUAAUUUUUUACAGUCUUCCACGCUCCUCGGGCGCGUUCCAGAGUGCGGAGCCGCUAUAAAAAGAGAGCCACUGGCGGGGGUUGGGAGGAGCACCAUUCAGUCCUUUUUCUACUUUAGACGCGGACGGUGAUGCGCCAGCAGCUCCGCGCUCCUCUGAAGCCUUUCGGGACUCUUUGGUGAUACAAAUCGACUCGAUUCGACGGGCUGCGUUGACUUUAAUCGGACAUGGCCGAGGGAGACUUUUACACCGUGGGCGGGCGCCAGCGGUUCCCGCGGGACCCCUUCGGCGAGUCGAUGGCCUCGCGCUUCCUGGCCGAUGACGACUUCGGGUUACCGCCUUUCCCGGACGAUCUGUCCGCGGACUGGCCCGGCUGGGCGAGGCCGGGCCGGCUAAGCUCCCGCUUGAGCUCGGCGGCACCCUUCGGGAGCGGCCUGCGGGCGGCUUUCCCGGAACGCCGGCAGCGCCAGUCGGGAGUGGGGCCGACGCCGUACGCCGCCGGGCGUUACGGCGACCCGUCGCCGGGGAGCUCGCCCGGCGGUGGCGCGGCUGGGGAACCGUGGAAAGUGUGCGUCAAUGUCCACAGCUUCAAGGCCCACGAACUCAACAUCAGAACCAGGGAGGGAUUCGUAGAAGUCUCAGGAAAACACGAAGAGAAGCAAGAGGAAGGAGGAAUCGUCACCAAGAAUUUCACCAAGAAGAUCCAGAUCCCGACGGACGUGGACCCUCUGACGGUGUUCGCCUCGCUGUCGCCCGAGGGCGUGCUCAUCAUCGAGGCUCGCCAGACGCCGCCAUAUUACCUCUUCAGCGACGACGCGCCGCCGCCCGAAGAGGACGCGGACUCCGCCCCUAAGAUCCAGGAGGCGCCGGUGCAUUAAACAAACGCACUCUCUUUCUCCCCCCCCUUCGCCUCCACUCUCUUAGAUUCAACAAAAUGUUUUUUUUUUUCCACAUUGUUUAUGUUUGAUGAAAAAAUGUGAUAUUACGGUGUUGCACAUGAUUGCCCGAUUCCGUGACAUCAUGCAAAGAUGGAAGCACUGAACAUCGGAGAGGCUUUUGUACGUGAAUGACAAUUCCGUUGAUUUUGAACCCGAUUGAUUUGGGACUGAUCCAAGGAGGGGUUUUUGUUUUUCCCAUGAUCAGCCAUUGUAACAAGUACGCGGUUCUAAAUUUAUCUCCAUUUUUUUUGGGUGCCACACCAGAUUUAUUAUUUUUUUUUAAUUCCAAGAAGCCGAAGGUGGCCAGGGUCAAGGUCAAAUAGCCAUUUUCGACCUUCACCUUUUACUCAAUGUCAGCGCAAGAACCAGAUUGAUUUCCAAUCUUAACUUCACUUCAGAGAACCCCCAAAAUGUUUUCUUGUUGUUGUGUGUGCUAUUUUGUAAAUAGUCUUCACGUGGAAUCUUAAUCUGGAUUAUUCGUGUAAAGGAUUGUGUUUGCAUUGAUUUCUUUUGUAAUUGAGUUUGUUUCUGCUGCAAUAAAAUAUCCAUCUAUUUUCUCAAGCCGCUUAUCCUCACAAUGGUCGCUGGAGUGCCGGAGUUUAUCCCAGUUGCCAUAUUGGACACUCUAAAUUGCGUCUAAAAGUGUGAUUGUGACUGUUGUUUGUCUCCAUGUGCCCUGCGAUUGGCUGGCAACCAGUUCAGGGUGUACCCCGCCUCCUGCCCGUUGACAGCUGGGAUUGGCUCCAGCGCUCCCCGUGACCCUCGUGAGGAUAAGCGGCAAGAGAAAAUGGAUGAAUGGAUUGAACGAGAUUACGAUUUAAUGAGUGGGUGACUGAUAGCGGCGUCCCUCCGCUUCACAUUCAAUCAUUCCGCUUUGGACUCCGUCGUCUACGCCGCGACAUUUUUCCAAAUCUGGGAAUAAGUUGUCGCCGCGGCUGCUUAUCCGCCGUCCCCAUGACGACGGCGGGCGCCGGCGGCUGUGUUUCCCGUCUCCUCAAUUCACCUGCGAAGAUAAACAAGGCGAUUUGUUCGUCUCGCACCUUCCAUUUAUUAGCAGAUCCGCUUUUCAGAGGCCCCGCUGGAGCUUUUCGGGACACGACGACAUGACAUGGGACCGCGCACGUGCCUUUGUGCGCCAAUGCUUUCUUCCCAGGUGCGAGUACACAGUCGUACUACGUGAGUAUGUAAUACGACCGUGUCCCACUCCAACGCCAAGGAGAGAUUUGCUGCAAAUGAACUCAUUCAGACGGCACGGUGGCGCACUUGGUUUGAGCGUCGGCCUCACACUUGUGAGGACAAAGGUUCAAAUCCUAGCCCCGCCAGUGUUGAGUUUGCAUGUUCUCCCCGUGCGUUGCCGGCUUUUCUCCGGGCAAUCCGGUUUCCUCCCCAAAAACUCGCAUUAAUUGGAGACGCUAAAUUGCCCAUAGCUGUCAUUGUGCCCUGCGAUUGACUGGCAACCAGUUCAGGGUGUCCCCUGCCUUGCCUUGUGAGGAUAAGCGGCUAAGAAAAUGGGUGGACUGAUGGAUGGAAACUUUUUAAAUGUCACAUCUUUCGCAGUUCUUGGGUCCUGCUUUCAGAACUAGUUUUUCCUCACAAAAAGAACAGCAGAAACUCUUUCCAAACUAGUUUUGAUUUGAUGGGGAAUAUUCAAAUAUUUGAAUACGGGCUCUGUUUCAAUUCAGGGUCGGACUCCAAAUCCCGAUCCGGUUC